GGUGGGGGAGAGAAGAAAGUUUAGAACCAAAAAUUACAGAAUCCAUAAAAACAAAUUCAGUCAAUAAUAUUAAUUUAAAAAAAUAAAAUAAUAUUAACGGCUCUGUCAUAAAGCAGACAAUACGAAAAAUGUCCAAGUCUUAUUUUCAGGUAACUGGACCCAAGAUUUGUAAAAGGGCAACUUUCUUUGCAAUACUUCUCAGCACCAUACAUCAUUUGCCCUAAAAGUGUCAGAAGCAAAGGUGAGGCAAAAUUCAAGCCACCAGGGUCACAUCCAUAUUAUUAUUAUUAUUAUUAUUAUUAUUAUUAUUAUUAUUUACAUACCGCCCUAUACCUGGAGGUCUCGGGGCGGUUCACAGAAUGCUAGGUUUGGCAAUGUGGGAUAAAAAGCAGAAGCCAUUACUGUUAAGGAUAUUAGAUGUUUAAUUUUCCUGAAAUGGGAAUAUUUAUUUGUGUAGCUGUAUGUAUUUUAAAGGGGGGGGGGUUCUUUAAGGAACACCUCUCAUGUGAUUGUGAGGUAUUUUUUGACAGUGUGUUUGUCUGUCCAGUUGUUACUGCAUCUUCAUGGUGUGUCUGUGAGGAGAAUACACGACUGUAAAAGACAGUUGUAUCUCUGUAAUAAGUCAGAGAGAGGGUGGCCCCUAUAAUGCAAAUAGGGAGAAUUCUGUCCAGGAGAUUUCUUUAUAAAGAUUAAAGAAACAACUCUUUGCUGAGGUGUUAUGUACUGAGCUGAAUCCUAGAACAAUAGGAUUCAGAAACAGCGGGAGCUACCCAAUCCAACUCCAGGUGGAAGUGAAUCCGCAACCUGAUUGGCCUGCUUGAGCAGCCAAUCAGGCGGCUGGCAGAAGUGAAUCUGCUACCUGAUUGGCCUGUAGGAGCAGCCAAUCAGGCUGCAGGCAGAAGUCAAUCCACAAUAUAAUUGGCCCACAGGUGUAGCCCUGAAGUAGCCAAUCACGCAAGGCCCAUUGUGUAAAUAAUGUAUAUAAGCAGAUGGUUUUGGGAAAAGAGCCAUUCUUCUUCUCCUCUUCUCCUUGAUGACUAUGAGCUGAAUAAAGAGCAUGAAAUUCACUCUCGACUCCGAGUACAUUUCACUGGCGACGAAGGUGGGAUCCUGCUGAGCUGACCGCCACCACGCACUGCACCGCAGCACCGCCACCUGCUGCACCGCUGCAUCGCACCGUGCAUCCAGGCUUCAGCUCCAGGACCCAAGGAACCCAGAAUGGCAACCGACAGCAGCUUCUCGCCAUUCAAACCAGCAUCAGGAGACUGGGAAGGGUACGCCGCCCGUUUCAACUUCCUCCUGCAAGCGAAAGAAGUCACCAACGAUGCCAUGAAGAGGGCGACAUUCUUCAGCGUCUGUGGAGAGGAGACGUUUGAAAUCGCCCGGGCUCUCCUUGCACCUAGAGAUGUCGCUACCGUCUCUUACAAAACAAUAAUGGAACGGCUGAAGGAGCACUUCUCACCACAGCCCUCGGUGGUAGCUUGCCGAAAUGCCUUCUACGCAAAGCGGCAAGCCCCGGGGGAAACCAUAACUGGGUUUGUGACCUCCCUCCGCCAAGCCGCCCUGCUUUGCAACUUCUCAGAGUUGGAGAACAUGCUUCGUGACCGCCUCGUCGGUGGCCUGAGGGACGAGAUGUUGCAACGACGCCUCUACGCCAAAAAAGACCUCACGUUCCAGAUUGCUCUGGAGGAAGCCCUGGCAACCGAAGCCGCCGAGAGGUCAACGCAAGAGGCACGACCGGCCCCGCCAUCCCAACCGAGGGUCUACCACGAAGACCUCACCGACGAAUCCGAAUCUGACAGGGAGGAAGUACACCGAGUACAGCGGCACACUCAAGCAGCACACACACCACAGCAGCCUCGACGAGAAGGAGGGAACUGUGCAAGCUGCGGGGAGAACCACGAGAGGAGGACCUGUCGUUUCCGCAACGCAGAGUGCAGGCAGUGCAGAAAAUUGGGACACAUCGCCCGGGUGUGUCGGGCUCGACUCACCCGUCGACAAGCAUCAGAUGACCGACCCAGGAGCCCCAGGUCACACGGCACCAUGCACCAAGGCAACUCGACGGAGAUCACGGACUACCAGGUAUUCCAGUUGCCCCAUCCCAGCACAGAGAAAAUUUAUAUAGAGGUACAGAUAGAGGGAGCCCCAUGCCGCAUGGAGCUGGACACGGGUUCAACUCUAUCCAUAAUCUCGGCCCGAACAUUAAGGGAACUGUGCCCUAAUGGGGGUCCCAAACUAAGGCCGGCCCCAUUCACCCUCCGGGACUUCCAGAAACGUAAGGUCCCUACAAUGGGGGUGGGGACCUUCAGGGUGCAAUAUCGAGGGCGAAAGCAACAAUUGGACUUGCUGGUAGUUAAGGGCCCCUACGUUAGCUUACUGGGACUGGCAUGGUUUGGACCUCUGGGGCUAGCCGUUACCGGGGUGAACCGCACUAGCUUACAAGUGGACGUGGACGCCAUAUGCAAAGAGUUUCCAGGGGUUUUCGAUGGGGCAUUGGGACGAUAUACAGGACCCCCCAUUGCCCUACAGCUAGACCCCGCGGUACGACCCAUCAGGCACAAGGCCCGCCGGGUCCCGUUCGCCCUGAAACCCCGCAUAGACGAGGAAUUGGACCGACUCGUGGAGCAAGGAGUGCUGGAGCCGGUGCCCAACGCCCCCUGGGAAACUCCAAUUGUCACACCCGUCAAGCCUAACGGUUCGGUCCGCAUCUGUGCAGACUACAAAUGCACCAUAAACAAGGCUCUCACGGCCCAUGCAUACCCAGUGCCAGUGGUCAGCCAUGUCCUCGCCACCCUGGCUGGGUCAAAAAUCUUUGGCAAACUGGACUUGGCCCAAGCGUAUCAACAGUUGCCUGUGGACGAAGCCACAGCAGAGGCUCAGACGAUUGUGACGCACAGAGGGGCAUUCAGAGUAAAGCGGCUGCAAUUUGGCGUUAGCGUGGCACCAGGCAUAUUCCAGAAUCUAAUGGACUCUCUCCUUUAAGGGAUU
Messenger RNA from Zootoca vivipara (common lizard), 2988 nucleotides. The record is from RefSeq and is a predicted model, not a curated record. Lineage: Eukaryota; Metazoa; Chordata; Lepidosauria; Squamata; Lacertidae.